AUGGCAAAUAACCAAGAAGCAAUGCAAGUAUGUUCCUUGCCUUUACCACCUGUGCAAUACUUCCAAAAUUAUUCAGACGAAAACAUUAGGCGUGGUCGAGCUUCUAAGCCUCCACCAAUAAUUCAAGAGACAUACACAAUGUUUGGAAAUCCAUAUAAUGCUGAAGAUAGUAUAAUAAGACCUCUAGAAAGUCAGGGUUUUAAACGUCUGUACCCUCAACAUUUUGAUAGACGACGUGAAUUACGUAAACUUAACCAUUCGUUACUGGUUAACUUUCUUGACUUGCUGGAUCUACUAAUCCAAUGCCCCGACUCUCCUAGACGAGCUGAAAAAGUUGAUGAUAUAAGUCUACUGUUUAUACACAUACACCAUUUAUUAAAUGAGUUUCGUCCUCACCAAGCACGAGAAACUGUUCGUGUCAUGUUAGACUUGCAGAGGAGGCAAAGAAAUGAAACCACAGUACGAUUGCAAAAACACAUAGACAAGGUUAGCGAUAUUUUACAACAAACGUUAGAAAAUUUGCCAGACACAGAGCUUGAUUCUAAACUCAUGGUGGACACAUCCAAAAUUGAUCGUUUAGAACAGAAAAAUGCCGAUGAACCUAGAGUUGACAAAUGUGUACCUAAAGAUAAAUUGAUGUGUCAUCUUAUUGAUACAAUGAAUCCCAACUGA
Messenger RNA from Macrosiphum euphorbiae (potato aphid), 672 nucleotides. NCBI's taxonomy places the organism in Eukaryota, Metazoa, Arthropoda, Insecta, Hemiptera, Aphididae. The record is from the annotation of a GenBank genome assembly.